GGGAAGAGAAAGAGGGUGAAUGAGAGGGAGGGAGAGAGAGAGAGAGAAUACAUGAAAGGAGUUUACUGUUACACUGGCAUGCUAGCUUUAUUAGCUGAUGUAGAGAAACACCCGUCCCAGUGGAGAAAGUUUUGAGAGCCCGAAGAACAUUUGCCCCGCAGAAAAAGAAGAGCGCAAGAACCACGGGAGAAUAUAUACGUGUUAAACAGGAUUAAGGCAUUUUUGAACCUAGAUAAAGUAGUAGUAAAAAUAGUCCAACUGAGUGCGAAUAAAUCGCGAAGAUAAUAAGAGAUUGUGAUGGCGCCCACCGUGUCCCAGGCCCUCAGGCGGCGCUGGUGGAUGGCCGGCUCGGCGGUGGUGGAGAACCUGCUCUUCUCCGCGGUGCUCCUGGGCUGGGGCUCCCUCCUCAUCAUGCUGAAGCACGAGGGCUUCUACUCACACCUGUGCUCAGAGAACUCGACAGGGGGUGGUAAUGGCAGCGUGUGGCUGAGCGGGCAUUGGCUCAGCUGCGUGGAGCAGGAGGAGAUGCUGAACCUGGGCUUCACCAUCGGCUCCUUCCUCCUCAGCGCCGCCACCUUACCCCUCGGAAUUCUGAUGGACAAGUACGGGCCCCGCCCACUCCGGCUGGUGGGCAGUGCGUGUUUCGCCUCUUCCUGCGCCAUGAUGGCCAUUUCUGCAUAUAACCCUGCAGUUCUGUCCGCGCUCAUCUUCCUCGCUCUGUCCUUCAACGGCUUUGGAGGGAUCUGCAUGACCUUCACGUCACUCACGUUGCCUAAUAUGUUCGGCAGCCUCAGCUCCACCAUUAUGUCCCUCAUGAUCGGGUCCUACGCCUCCUCCGCGGUCACUUUCCCUGCAGUGAAGCUGAUAUACGAUGCGGGCGUGUCCUUCCGGGUGAUCAUGUGGGUGUGGGGUUUGCUGGCCUGCCUCGUCUUCCUCAACUGCUUCCUCAACUGGCCUGUGGAGGCUUUUCCAACCCCUGACGAGAUCAGCUACAUGAAGAAGAUGAGGACGGGGGACCUGGCCCUCGAUCACAAGGUGUCGGGGGACACCUUCCAGAAUCACGUGACCUCAGUGGGCCAGCGCCUGAGCCAGGCGCUCGGGGAUGCGGACCACUCCUCCGAGCAUCUCCCCAAGGCCGCCCCGCCCGGCUCGGUUCCCUUCCGCAGGUCUGUCUGCUCUCCCAUCUUCCUGUGGAGUCUAAUCACCAUGGGGAUGACUCAGCUGCGGCUCAUCUUCUUCAUGGGAGCCAUGAACAAGAUGGUGGAGUUCCUGGUUACCCACGGCGACCCCAAUCCCCCAGAGCAUCUGAAGAGAGAGGCCGAGGAGAAAGUGGGAUUCUACUCCACCGUCUUUGGCACCCUGCAGCUGCUCUGUUUGGUCACCUGUCCCCUGAUUGGCUACAUCAUGGACUGGAAAAUGAAGGAGUGUGAGGUGGAGAAGGGCCCGCUGACGGAGGGAGAGAAGAGACCCCCUGCCUCCCCAAAGAGAGAUGGAAAAAUCCAGAAAAUCACCAAUGCCAUGAGGGCCUUCACGUUUACCAACCUGCUGCUGGUUAUCUUCGGGAUCAUCUCCCUGAUAGACAACUUACCUGUACAGCUGGUCACCUUCACUCUCCACACCGUGGUGCGCGGAUUCAUCCACUCCUGCUGUGGAGGCCUGUAUGCUGCUGUGUACCCCUCUAAUCACUUCGGGACCCUGACGGGGCUCCAGUCCAUGAUCAGUGCUGUGUUCGCCCUUUUCCAGCAGCUGCUCUUCAUUGCCAUGGUGGGCCCAUUAAAGGGAGACCCCUACUGGAUCAACCUGGGGCUGCUCAUCUUCUCACUGGCUGGGUUCCUGUUGCCCGGAUACCUGUUCUACCUCCGUAGAAACCUCGUCCGAGAGAAGGAGGAGAGAGAGAAGGAGGCCGUGGACCACUCGGGGCCCGAACGGGAGGCUCUGAACCAGUAUGGCAAACACCAUAGCAACGGCCAUCUUUCUCAGGAAGCUUAACGUAACAUAAAAAAUAUAAGCAUUAUGUGACUGAAAAAAA
Megalops cyprinoides (Indo-Pacific tarpon) is the source of this 2029-nucleotide messenger RNA. RefSeq names its product solute carrier family 43 member 1a (gene slc43a1a). The transcript is spliced from 15 exons. The coding region runs from base 298 to 1989 and encodes 563 amino acids. NCBI's taxonomy places the organism in Eukaryota, Metazoa, Chordata, Actinopteri, Elopiformes, Megalopidae. Gene Ontology annotation, molecular function: neutral L-amino acid transmembrane transporter activity; L-amino acid transmembrane transporter activity. The record is from RefSeq and is a predicted model, not a curated record. Gene Ontology annotation, biological process: neutral amino acid transport; transmembrane transport.